Priapulus caudatus is the source of this 1419-nucleotide messenger RNA. Its product is annotated as probable G-protein coupled receptor No9. Bases 19 to 1419 code for a protein of 466 amino acids. Lineage: Eukaryota; Metazoa; Priapulida; Priapulimorpha; Priapulimorphida; Priapulidae. The transcript has a single exon. The record is from RefSeq and is a predicted model, not a curated record. Gene Ontology annotation, molecular function: alpha1-adrenergic receptor activity. Gene Ontology annotation, biological process: phospholipase C-activating G protein-coupled receptor signaling pathway; positive regulation of cytosolic calcium ion concentration; adenylate cyclase-activating adrenergic receptor signaling pathway. Gene Ontology annotation, cellular component: membrane.
CUGGCCAUCAGCAGACCCAUGAGCUAUCACAAGUGGAACACCAAGAGAUGCGCCGCCAUGAUGAUCACGUGCGUCUGGGUGCUGGCGACCGUCAUCUGCAUCACGCCGCUGUUCGGCUUCGGUGUGCGCGAGCAGGGCAUCCGCAACCAGUGCCUGCUGACGGGCGGCGUCGGUUACGUCAUCUUCUCGGCGGCCGGCUCGUUCUUCGUGCCGCUGUGCGGCAUCUUGUUCAUGUACUAUCGCAUCUACGUGCUCGCCGGCUACCACACGCGCCGCAUACGCAACGAGCGCAAGUACAUGAAGGAGAUCUCGAGCUACUACAGCGCGCAGGAGACGCUCGGCGUGCCCGGGACGCCACGUGCGCAGACGAACGGCGGCGCGCAGAGGUCAAGAGGGAGCCCGCACGUCGGCGACGCGCAUCGUAAAAGUCGCGCGACGUUCAGAGAGUCGCGGACGAAUCGCUUAACGGCUCCCGUGCGCAUCCGCGUAACGAGCGAAGCGAACGCGCCCGCCGAAUUCCCGACGACGGACGACAACAGUUCGGACGAGUCCGGCAAACACAAGAGCAGCGAGAUCGCGCGCCGCGUCGCGCACGUCAAGAACAGCAUCCGACACUUCAGCAAGGAGAAGCGCGCCGCGAAGACGCUGGCUAUCGUCGUCGGCUGUUUCGUCGUCUGCUGGCUGCCGUUCUUCACCGUCUACAUCGUCGAGGGCGUCUGCGCGUCGUGCCGUGUGCCGACGCUCGCGUUCAAGUUCGUCUUCUGGCUCGGCUACGUCAACUCGUGUCUGAACCCGGUCAUCUACCCGUGCUCGAACCGCGAGUUCCGACGCGCCUUCAAGAAGCUGUUGAAGCGCGUCGGCCGCAAGCUGGUCGAGACGAAGCAGGACUACUACUACUGGUACGUGAAUUCGACGCCGUCGCCGUUGCCGCGCGACAAGCGCUGCCGGACGGCGGGCGCGGGAAUUAACAACGUCGGCUCGACGCGCCGGAAUUACGUAUGUGGGGAUCGGCGCGUGCUAGUGGCGCCGCUCACGAGGAGCGUGUCUUUCCAGACGCUCAGCGCGACGGCGCCGCUACAGGCGUAUCUGAGCGUCGCGACGAGCGCCAGGCUGCAUCUAAGCCACGCCGACUUCCUCACCACGUCGUUCACGUCGCCUCCGCCUCGGGCCGACGCGGCGCCGACAGCGACCGAGUACGCAGCGCCAAUCACGCGCAGUUGUUCGCAGCUCGUUGUGCGACAGGUGGUCGCCGACGGUGACCUAAAUAUCGCGAGGACAAACACUGCUGAUCGACGGCAGGAAGACGUCGAAUUAGCUGACGACGAUACAGUCGUUAGAGAAGGCACGGCGCAAUGUCAGCGACGUUCGUCCGGCCGUGCAUUCUAUUCGCGUGAAACUAACGUGACAUCGAGACUCUGA